Guyanagaster necrorhizus is the source of this 1497-nucleotide messenger RNA. Its product is annotated as dihydropyrimidinase. Lineage: Eukaryota; Fungi; Basidiomycota; Agaricomycetes; Agaricales; Physalacriaceae. The transcript has 9 exons. Gene Ontology annotation, molecular function: hydrolase activity, acting on carbon-nitrogen (but not peptide) bonds. The coding region runs from base 1 to 1497 and encodes 498 amino acids. Gene Ontology annotation, cellular component: cytoplasm. The record is from RefSeq and is a predicted model, not a curated record.
AUGUCCUUCGACCUUGACCUGAUUAUUCGUAACGGUAUCGUGGUCACCGCGGCUGAUCAAGUGGCUUGCGAUAUCGGUAUCAAGCAUGGGAAAAUUAGCAUCCUCGCUGCCGGUUUGCCCUCACUGGACGGAUGCCAGGAAAUAGACGCCGAUGGAGGGUAUAUUACUCCUGGGGGUGUUGAUAGUCACGUCCACGUUGCUCAGUCCGCCGCGAAGGGCCUUGGGGCUCGGUCCGCGGAUGAUUGGACGAGCGCGACUAGGAGUGCUUUAGCUGGCGGGACGACCACCAUUCUGGCCUUUGCUGUCCAGGCUCGGGGAACUUCACUUGCUGACGCCGUCAUUGACUAUCAUAAAAAGUCUGAUGAUUUUGCUGUCUGUGAUUAUGGAUUCCACCUCAUUGUUACGGAUCCAAAUGAGCAUCAGAUGCACUCCGAACUCCCAAAGCUUGUUAAGGAAGGGAUCACGUCCAUGAAAAUAUAUAUGACUUAUGUCGACUUGAAGCUUAACGAUGGCGAAAUCCUCAAUGUAUUAGUAGCUGCACGAAAGUACAAGGUGACUACUAUGGUCCAUUGUGAGAACGCGGAUGUCAUCGACUGGAUGACGAAGAGUCUUCAAGAGCGGGGAAUGACUGAACCAUGGCAUCACGGCACCUCAAGGCCUCCUAUCGUCGAGUCUGAGGCCACGAAUCGUGCCUUGGCACUUGCAGAACUUAUGGACACACCCAUGCUUAUCGUCCAUGUUUCUGCUCCAGAGGCAAUCAAUAUCAUCCGAAAAGCUCAAACACGACUUCUUCCUAUCUACGCAGAGACGUGUCCUCAUUAUGCGAUACUGGACGGCUCGCAAAUGCGGAAGGAAGGGUUUGAAGGUGCAAAAUGUGUCUGUGCACCGCCGCUCAGGGACGACCCUAAGGAUAAGGAGAGAAUCUGGGAGGGUCUCGCGAAUAGCACAUUUACAGUGUUCUCUUCGGAUCACGCGCCUACAUGCUACAAUGAUGAGCAUGGCAAACAACUCGGUCUCAUCAAGAAUCCCACAAACAAUCCCCGUGGGAACUUUAAGACGAUACCCAACGGGCUUCCUGGCGUUGAAACCCGGACACCUUUACUAUGGAGUGAGGGUGUAUUGAAGGGUCGCAUUACCCCUCAGAAAUUCGUAGAGUUAAAUUCAACUAACGCAGCCAAAUUAUAUGGGAUGUAUCCUCAAAAGGGGACCCUACAAUCCGGUAGUGAUGCCGAUCUUAUCAUCUGGCGCUCAGAUAAAAACCGCAGGCCUUAUAAGAUCGAGAAUUCGAAGCUGCACCACGCUUGCGACUACACCCCUUAUGAGGAUGUCGUUUUGGAGGACUGGCCUCGAUACACGAUUCUACGUGGGAAGGUUGUCUAUGACAGCGAGACUAAUGAAGUGAUGGCGCCGCCAGGGUCUGGCAGGUUCCUACAACGGGGAUCAAGUACGCUACCGGGCCCUCGAAAUCAAUGGUUGUCAGAAUGGCGACCUGAGUAA